AUGAGCAGUAAAUCAUCGCUCAGAAUGAAGAUCAGGCCUGAAGAGAUAUCAAACAUGAAAAGCCAUCGAUUUGUAGGCAUAGACAAUUCUAUUCUAUCGAAGUAUGUCAUAAGACACUAUACGAAAUGGCUAAUCAACAAGAUACCUGAAUCAAUUGCACCAAACAUGCUUACGCUGAUGGGAUUUGCAAUGAUGCUGCUAAGCUUGGCACUUACGCUAGUGUUUGAUCCAUAUCUGAACAAUUCACCGAGAUUUUUAGCAUUGGCAAAUUUUUUAUUGAUGUUUGGAUACUUCACAUGUGAUAACCUGGAUGGAGCACAGGCUAGGAGAACAGGAUCUGGAUCACCGUUGGGACAACUAUUUGAUCACGGGGUGGAUUCAUUCAGUGCACUCAUCUCAAGCAUAGCGCUGUCUUCCUCACUUGGACUUGGGAUAUCGCAGAACUUCCUGGUGCUGCUGCUGGCAAUAAUGAUACAGUUUUAUAUCAUAGGGCUUGAGGAGAAGUUCACAGGACAGUUUGUGCUUGGAAAGGUUAAUGGCGCAUCUGAAGGGAUUGCCCUUGUGCUGCUUCUGCAUUUACUUUCGUUUGUAUUUGGACAGAGGAUCUUCCAGAUCAUGUUUUCUGAUGUUUUCUUACAGUCUAUUAAGAAGGUUUACAUGGCUGUGUUUAGAGCAGAGAGCUUCCAGGCUAUCUCUGUGGUGAUGAUGACUAUUCUUAUAUUCAACUUUUUUUCGACAUUGUACUCGAUUGAGUCGAAGAUGAAGUUGCGGAGAAGGAUCCUUCUGUAUGUAACGCUUGGUAGAGUAAUGCUUUUUGUUGCAUCGUUUAUUAUGCUAUUCAACAUGCUCUGCUCGAAUGAUUUGUGGAUGCGGUACCUGAAUAUCCUGAUGUUUGGAGAGGUAUUUUCUAUCAAGUAUACUUGCGAGGUGUACUCGUAUGUUGUAAAAAGAGAGUGCAUGAUGUACAUGCCGGUGUAUCUGAUGUAUGUAGGGAUGAGUAUAAUUUUUUCUUCUGGAGCGAUUGAUGUGCACAAGGAUUUAGUGUUGGUUUUGAUGUUUAGUGUAUGUUCAGCUUAUUGUGGAGUAAGUGUUUACAGGAUUAUUGAGACAAUGACUGAUGUACUUGGGAUUGAGUUUCUUAGGAUUGCCCCAAAGAGCAAGAAAGAGUGA
Molecule: messenger RNA, 1170 nt
Organism: Ordospora colligata OC4
Lineage: Eukaryota; Fungi; Microsporidia; Ordosporidae
Product: CDP-alcohol phosphatidyltransferase
Exons: 1
Coding region: 1-1170 (389 amino acids)
Biological process (GO): phospholipid biosynthetic process
Cellular component (GO): membrane
Molecular function (GO): phosphotransferase activity, for other substituted phosphate groups
Source: RefSeq, a predicted model, not a curated record